Cuscuta campestris is the source of this 2112-nucleotide messenger RNA. Lineage: Eukaryota; Viridiplantae; Streptophyta; Magnoliopsida; Solanales; Convolvulaceae. The record is from the annotation of a GenBank genome assembly.
CAAUAAACAAAACCCUAAAAACCCUAAACCCUUGUCUCGUUCUUCCCCUCCCCCCUAGCCGCGCGUCUCUUUCGGAGGUGUAGCGUAUCUGCUUGUGGUGUUCUUCCGCCGAACCACAAGGAGUCUGGGAACACUCGGAGUUUCCCUCUGUGAACAACCUUAUCACUGGUGCUCUCAUUGCUUCGAUCUCAUGGCCGCAGAUUCGUCAACACCAAUCACUGCCGCUUGCCUUCGGGAGUUUCAGGAGCAAAUUGAUGAUCAACUCAGUAGGGCACUCCAGCAACUGCACCACACCGUCCAACAGGUGCAGCUUGAUUUGGGAAGCUUACGUGCAGAAACCCUGACCGACAAGCCCAUGCGCGAUGCUCGGCAGCCUCAUGAUCAUGGUCAGGUGAAUCCGAUGACGAAACUCAAACUCGAUAUGCCAAAGUGUGAUGGUACCGAUCCUUUGGGUUGGUUAUUUAAGGCGCACGAGUACUUUGUUUUCUACGCGGUACCAGAGGAGAACCGUUUAUCGGCCGUAUGUUUGAUGUUAGAAGGGCCGGCUUUGGACUGGUUUCGUUGGCGCCAACGCAAUCACCUGUUGGAUUCUUGGGCGGAUUUUGUUACCAAAUUUAAACUCCGCUUCGACCCUUUAAAUUAUGUCGACUAUCUCGGCCUCUUGUCCAAAGUGCAGCAGUCCGGUACGGUCCUCGACUACCAGCAGGCCUUUGAAAAAUUUUUGGUGCAUGUCACUGGUGUGGAUGAAUCUAAUCUACAGUCCCUCUUCCAUGCGGGGUUGAAGCCGCACCUACAACACGAGAUUCUAUUGCAGAGGCCCGCCUCUCUUUCGAUGUUCUUUGCACUGACGCGAGAGUUGGAGGCGAAGCAUGCAGCUUGGGCUACCUCGUUGCAGUCACGGGUUCCACACCCCGGCAUCAUCGACAACAAACCCCACUCAACCCACCCUAUCCGCCGGCUCACUUAUGCUGAAAAAAAGGAACGUGAUGCCAAGGGCUUGUGCUAUAAUUGUGACGAGAAGUGGGUUAAGGGGCAUCGCUGCGGCCGCUUCCUUUUACUAUUGGAGGAUGAUGUGGGGGACGAGACUUCCCCACCCGAGGAUCUAGAUUCCAACGUCGUUACAGCUGACAUCUCGAGUCUACACAGUCUGGCAGGACCACUCACCCCACGCUCCCUACGCCUAUCCGGAGUGCUUUCCGAAGGGGUUAUGGACGUUCUUAUUGACGGAGGCAGCACCCACAAUUUCGUCCAGCCCACUGUGGGCACAACCUUUACGGUCGACCUUUAUGUGCUUCCGAUUCAUGGGCCCGAUGUUGUGCUCGGGGUACAAUGGCUUCAAUUAUUGGGUAAAGUCACCCUCGACUAUGCCCACCUUACGAUGGAGUUUUUAUGGAAGGGAUCCCGGUAUCUUCUUGGGAGGGAAUUUCUUAUUUGCACGGAUCAACGUAGCUUGAAGGAACUCUUGCAGCAGGUCAUCCAGACACCGGAUCAGCAAUUCUAUGUCCGCAAACUUUUGGGGUACCGAUUCCGGAUCGUUUAUAAACCAGGGAGUUCCAAUACCGUAGCUGAUGCCUUAUCCCGACGGGACCAGGACGACAUCCCUGCCACUGCCACGACCGAUUUCAUGGCCCUUUCCCAGCCGUUAACAUCUAUCAUGGAGCGCAUACGUGCCGAAAACGGAAGCCAACCAGAUCUACGCGCGCUUCACGAUCAGUACCGCCGCGGGGCGCUGCCGGCUCCCUACGUCGUGGCCGACGGCCUCGUCUCUUAUAAUACCCGUUUGUGUAUUGGGGCAGACUCCGAGCUUCGUGAGGAAUUGCUACGCGAGUACCACGACUCGCCGAUUGCCAGGCACGCAGGAGUUCAUCGAACUUUCUACCGACUGGCGACAUCUUUUUAUUGGCCUCGGAUGCGGGCGGAUGUUCGCGCUUAUAUUGCCAAAUGCAAGCCCUUACCCUUGCCGGACGAUUUGGUUGACGGGAGGAUGCCUUCUCAGCUGGUCAGAUUGCAUGCAGUACGGUGAGUUUUACAGCAUGGUGUGCCCGUUGAACAAGGGUAGAAAACAUAGAUAAUUAGGAUUAGGGUUUCCUCAUAUAAAGAGAUGUAUACAUC